Penicillium angulare is the source of this 1287-nucleotide messenger RNA. RefSeq names its product AMP-dependent synthetase/ligase. The transcript has a single exon. Bases 1 to 1287 code for a protein of 428 amino acids. Lineage: Eukaryota; Fungi; Ascomycota; Eurotiomycetes; Eurotiales; Aspergillaceae. The record is from RefSeq and is a predicted model, not a curated record.
AUGGCGUCUUCAAUUCCUCCUCGACUCAAUGAGCUAGUCUCAUACGUGCGCUCUCGCUCUCCUUAUUACAAGUCUCUGUACGCGAAUCUACCAACAGACAUUGAGAACUUCGAGGCUCUCCCACUGGUUGACAAUACCCUUUAUUGGAAUUCAUCUAAUAAGGAGCCCAAUGGUGUGCUUACAGAGCCUUUGACAGAUGCUGUCAUUAUGCGCAGCGGAGGAUCUACCUCGGAACCGAAGACAGUUUACAUGACGCGCGGAGAAUUCCUAGAGACUUCUCAAAUUAAUGGCGAGCUCUUCGGUCGUGACUGUGGAAUUCUGGCCGGUGACCGUGUUGCCAAUCUCUCUUCUCAAGGGGGCAUGUACUCGGGGUUCAUGACUUACGGUUAUACUGUGAUGAACUGCUCUCUUCCGGUUGUGAACAUGCCUAUCAGUGGGAAGGAGUCACCUGCAGCUAUUGAAAAGGAUAUUUCUCAAUUUAAGGGCACAGUCAUUAUUAGCAAUGUUUUCAUUGCUACGAAGCUCGCAACUUAUCUUCGAAGCAAGGAAGCUCAGCUUCCUAGCAUCCGGUUGAUCCUGUAUACCGGCGAGUCUUUUUACAAAGACCUCAGGACUCUUUACAAAUCUGCCUUUCCAAAUGCUACCAUAAGGCCGUUGGCAUAUGCGUCUGUUGAAUGCAAGAUUGUGGCAUUUCCCCACUAUCAACUCAACUAUGCCAAUGAGGACGGUGAUAUCAAUCCUAUCUACGAAGUUUGUAACAGGGCCGUUUAUCUUGAGAUAAUUGCGGACGAUGGAUCCGUGAUCAAAGAAAAUGGUGUUCAGGGAAAUAUCGUGGUGACAAACUUGCUCAAGAGAUUGCAACCAACUAUCAGAUACCCAAUUGGAGAUGUGGGUGAAUGGGUUGAUUUCCAGUCCGGUCAUUUCAAUUUGAAAGGCCGUAGCAACGUGGGAUUGAAGAUCGGCACAGCUCUACUGGAUAGGAGGUUGAUAAGGAAGCUUGUUGCUCAGGUAGUGGGUGAUGGUGUCGUAGAUAGCUUUCAGACGGUAAUCCGGAGAAAGGAUUCGUAUAACAUCUUGAUUUUCAGGAUUGCAGCAGAGGCCCCGUCAGACGCUGCAUAUAUACCGCGGAGGCUUGAAAAUGCCAUUAUUCAUGGAAACCCAAGUUGGAGAGCAAAUCGGGAUGCUGGGCAUAUUGCACCUGUUGAGGUCGAAUGGGUGCAGUUUGAGGAUUUGGUGUUUUUGGAGGCAAGUGGGAAGCUUCGGGAGGUUGUUGAUGAGAGAUUUUAA